This is a messenger RNA of Vanderwaltozyma polyspora DSM 70294, 1896 nucleotides long. RefSeq names its product anaphase promoting complex subunit 5 (gene APC5). The record is from RefSeq and is a predicted model, not a curated record. The transcript has a single exon. Gene Ontology annotation, cellular component: anaphase-promoting complex. NCBI's taxonomy places the organism in Eukaryota, Fungi, Ascomycota, Saccharomycetes, Saccharomycetales, Saccharomycetaceae. Gene Ontology annotation, biological process: protein K11-linked ubiquitination; anaphase-promoting complex-dependent catabolic process; positive regulation of mitotic metaphase/anaphase transition. Bases 1 to 1896 code for a protein of 631 amino acids.
AUGCAUAAAGGUGCUUUGAUUGUCACAUACUCUAUUACUCCAUAUGAUAUUUCCAUAUUACUUUUGAUCUAUUCGUACUGCUAUGAAGAUACUAAGAUUCCAUUAGAAGUGCUGAUAAAAUUAAUCAAUCCAACGUUACCAAAUCAAGAGUUUAAUCCUAUCAUACAAGAGAACUCCUAUGUUCAAGAUAUCAAGAAACCAAUUCUUCCUUUCCUCGAUGAUAUAUGUGGCUAUCUGAUAAGUUGUGAUCAAAGACCUUUGAUGCUAAAAUUGAUAUCGAUGUUGAAAGCAGUAGAUGCCUUAGACAUAAUUACACAGCUAUUGAGGAAAUUAGAGGUCGAAUGUCUUAUCAAGAACUAUCACAGGAAGAAAGAAGGUAUUGUUGUAAGAUGUCGAAAGAUUGUGAGAUCAAGUGUUUUAGGAAUGUAUCUACAACGCUGUAUCUCAAGAUAUCGAAUUGGUGACUUUAAUGAUAAAGAAGAUUUAUGGGAUAAUAUACAGAAAUUUAUAGAUCAAUUUGAUUAUGAAAGUUAUGUUGAUAAUUCUAAUUAUAAUAUUAUAAGGUAUCAGUUUACAUUUUCAACAACAAAUAACUAUUUAGAGGGACACGAUGAUGAUAUUAUUGCAUUUAUGAAAGAAGCUUCUAAAAAGCUGGUGUCGGAUGAAAAUAAUGCAAUAAUGGUAUCCCAUGAACAUUUCCAAGCCUUAUUAAAUUGGGAAAUCUAUUCAAUAUCAAAUUUGAAUAUUGUCACAAUGAAAAAUAUUGAUAUUUUAACUUCAAAUGUUUCUUUAAAUGAUUUAACUAAGUUUCCAUCAAUUCAUAUUUUAAGAUAUUUAUUAGCUCUUAAUAAUGAUAGUUACCAGACUGCAUUGGAUUCCUUACAUAAUUAUUUUGAUUACAUGCUUACCCAAAAUGGGGAUAAUUAUUUCCAUAUAUCUCUACUAGGAUUAGGUACAUUCUUUUCACAUUUCCAUAACUGCGAACCUGCAAUUAAUGCUUUUAAAGAGGCAACAAAGGUAGCAAGAGAAAAUAAAGAUACAACUAUUUUACACCUAAUUAUGAUAUGGAUUUUAAAUUUUAUUGAGGGACAUCCAGAAUAUGCAAGUAGUUUCCAAGUGACAAUAUCACAGAUUGUACGAUAUUUGAAAUCUUGCUCAGAAUCAGAAAGUUCUUCUGUAUUUGAAAAUGCUUAUAAAUAUGAAGGAUUGCUACAGAUGACAAGAAAUUCAAGGGCAACUCAAAUACUAGAAUCAUCUUUUAAAUAUAUGGUAAUCGCAUUACAAAGUUAUAGGCAUCAAACUGAAAUGAAUUCUUUUUUUAAAUAUUUUAAAAAAUUGUGGGAAUAUUUUGGUUAUGAAUCAUUGUCAAAUGUGUAUUCAAGUUUAAUGACAAUAGAACUCUCAGAUAUUGAUAGAGAAAUUCAGACCGUGUCACAAAGUUCCAAUUAUGACAGAGAAGGGACACAUAGCUUACUAGCUAAGUUAAAUUCACCAAAAUUGACUUAUCAACAAUUGAUGGGUAUUAAACUAAUCCAGGUUCAGUAUCUUAAUUCAUUUGGUGAUCUUCAAUCCUCAAUGGAAAAAAUAUCAACCAUUUUAGAAGAUAAAUAUUUAGAAUCAUAUUGGAGCUCAAAAUUCGAGAAAGAAAAAUGUAAUAUUCUCCUGAAAAGUAAAGUUGGGAUUCGGUUUAUUCCUGAAUUGAUGAGAAUCAUAGAUAGAACUUCUAAAAGUCAAAAUCCAUUACAGUCUGCAGAAAAUUUGUUCCUACUUGUACAGAUUCUAAUUCAAAUAAACAAGUUAGAUCAGGCCAAAAAAUUGAUAGCUGAUAAUAUAUUGCCAGCUUUUGCAUAUAAACAUAUUAGAAGACAAAUUCUUGAGACUGGCAUAUUUAGCUGA